Messenger RNA from Plasmopara halstedii, 1497 nucleotides. RefSeq lists its product as hypothetical. Bases 1 to 1497 code for a protein of 498 amino acids. The transcript has 2 exons. Lineage: Eukaryota; Oomycota; Peronosporomycetes; Peronosporales; Peronosporaceae. The record is from RefSeq and is a predicted model, not a curated record. Gene Ontology annotation, cellular component: cytosol. Gene Ontology annotation, biological process: regulation of translational fidelity; 'de novo' cotranslational protein folding. Gene Ontology annotation, molecular function: ribosome binding; metal ion binding; Hsp70 protein binding.
AUGGCCGACUUAACUUGGCAACAGUCGCUGGUGCGCGAGACGGACGCCGCCAAGAGAGAAUGGAUGGCUUUGGAACGCCGUUAUCAUUUGAAGCUAUGUAAUUUAGAUGCUGAGAAGCAGGUCAAACAUGUGUGUCUUUUUUUGAGUCUAUCAGAUCAAGAGUUGCCAGCGCGAUUUAAAGGGCAAUUGAAACUGCAGAUGACGCUGCCAAAAAAGUAUCCAGUAGACCCUGUUCAAGUGGAUUUUGUGCAAUGGAGCAAUCAACUGUCGAACGAUCAGAUUAAAGCGCUGAACAUCGCGGUGGGUGCCAAAGCUCAGCAGCUGUGUGGAGGUUUUGCGCUAAGGAAGCUGCUGACCUGGAUUGACAAUAAUAUUUGGUGUGUCAUUGCUCCAUUCGAGAUCAAUCAUGAGAUGGUGAAAGAAGUGGCAGAAUUGAGAAUCACACGGGAAGAAGAUGCGAAUCGGGUUUUAUCUGAGAAAGAAAAGCAUAGAAAACGAGGCUCAGGGCGUCAUUGCCGCUAUUUCGUACGAGGAUUCUGCAGAGUGGGAAAAACUUGCAAGUUUGCACAUAUCGAAAAUGAGAAGUUGAAGGCUGAAAAUGGUGGUGGAGAUUUAGUGUCUUUUGAUGUAAACGAUUUCUCAAUCAAUAGCGAAGCUGAUCCAGCAAAGCCUUCUGAAAAAAGGAAUAUCGUGGCUACAGCAGAAUUAACAAAAAGCAGAAAAAGUAUGGUGCGCAGAUGUAUAUUUUUUGCGCAGAGUAAGUGUCGCUAUGGAGACAAUUGCAAGUUCUUGCACACGGUUAAAAAUACCGGGAUGAAGAAGUACAUUGAGACACAAAGAUCACUUCCCCUGCCACCUGCUGUCGUUGGUAUACUUGGUAAAAUUACAUCUGUAGCAACAGCUUCGAAUGAGGAUGUUACGAAUGAAAACUCUUCACAUAUCUCUGGAUAUGAAAAUUGCGGCGUGAAAAGUAAAAAUAGCCAAGAGUGGUCCGAAUCGCAGCAACGAGCACUGGAUGUGGCCCUUAAGAAGUAUCCAGCAACAAUGGAUAAAAAGAAAAGAUGGACGAACGUUGCAAAGGAAGUCGAGGGGAAGUCUUUGAAUGAGUGUAUCGAUCGUUUUAAAUUGCUGUGUGAGCUUGUGCGGCGCGGUGUUGAUCUUAACGCGACUGUCACCGCUUGCACUACGGCGGAAAACGAAAAUAUUGCAGCGGAAAAAAUAAAUCUCCAGAUUCUUACCGAUAACCAUAAAAUUACGCCUCCUGAGCAGCGCGUCACUAUUGAGACCGAACCUGAUGUCAAGGGCACUCAAAUCCGUCUUGAGGAUUUGGUUUUGCACCAAGUUGGCACGCUUGUUGCCCAUCGCCUCGUUUGCCAAGUCCAACUCUCCGAAACUGCAAAAGUGGUGCCCAAGAUGCAGCGUGCUUCAUCAUGUGCUAAUGAGGCCUGUGUUUGCACAUUCACACAGCGAUACACUCGCUUAUGUGGACACGGAUAA